UGCGUAACGCGUCUUAUAAAUGCCUCAGUUCCGGGUAAUAAAGGCAGAUCAGGGUAGAGUCGUGGGAUUGUGACUAUGGGCGACGACGCGCUGGAGUUAAAGACUAUUGUUGUCGGUUACAACAAUAACGUCGCCACUGACCAAAGCACCGAGGUGACUCCAGCAAAUGGAGCUUGCUCAGACCACGCAAAAUCAGGAGCAAAUGAAGUGUCUCAUCUUCUAUCAGUGCCACAGGUCUCUGACAACAACAGGGAACAGCACAAUGUGGAUGGAGAUGCUAUUGAUGAUGAGUCUGUAAGCAGAAUAUUUACCUCAGAGUGUCAGAGGGAGCUGCAGAGGAUCAAGAGAGAGCUCAGUGAGGUGGUGGUGUGGAACCUCAAACUUUGGAUGGUGGUUCUUAUCAUUUUCCUUGUUAUUGUUCUGAUCAUUGGGAUCUCUCUCAUUGUUUGUACAGUUGGUCAUGACGAUGAGGACGAAAAAUAUGACAAAUCAUCAUUUGUGGUGGAGCGCUUCUUCAGAGGGAAUUUUACUCUGGACAGCAACAGUUUCACUUCACACCCUCUGAACCAACUCAAUGAGACAGACAAACUGUUAGAACAACUUAAACAACAGAUCUGGCGAGUGGCUGUCUGAUUGACAUGUGAAAACAACCAAUCAUAGGUCACCUGCACACGUGAUGUUCAGAGGCACAUAAAAACCUGGGGGAGGGGCUCUGAACACCAAAAUAAACCAACAUGCUAGAGAGCGCUUGCUGUCUCUGAAACAUCACAAAGACAGCAAGAAAUAAAUUGGAACCUCAUUUACUUGACCUCAAGCAAAACUUCUGAAUAUAUUUCGUUCCAUGAACUUCGGAACUUUGCCAGAUACGCUACUAAUUGUUCUCUGGUACAGACCGUUUGACACAAGACUGGUGUGAUUCCAGUCCAUGCUGCUGAUACAGAAAAUGCUGAGGAGAUGUUUGUGUAGUUACAGCUGAAUGUAUCGACAAAGGAACAGUUAUGGCACAUUUAAUACAUUCCAGCAAAUGCUGCAGUAUGCUUUGUUUUUGUGAAUUUGACGAAUAAAAUUUUUAAAUUUGGUGGUAUUAUUUUGAGCAUGCGUAAAUUCUGAUCAAGUGUCAUCAAAUGCAGGCUUUCACUAUAAGGUUGUACUUGUUGCAUCAUGAACAAACAGAAAACAAUAUUUUUGGUAACAUUUUACAAUAAGGUUCCUUUUUGUUAACAUUGGUUAAUGCAUUAGGUAUCAUGAACUAUAUAUUUUUCUGCAUUUAUUAAUCUGAGGUAAAUCAUUAAUAAAAAUACAAUUGUUCAUUGUUUGUUCACGUUAGUUCAUACUGCAUUAACUAAUGUUAACGUAUACAACUUUUAAUUUAAAAAUGUAUUAGUAUAUGUUGAAAUUAACAUUGGCCAAUGCCAGAUGCCAAUGCUGUAUUGUUUAUUGUUACUUCAUGUUUACUAAUGUAGUCAACAUGUGUUAACAAAUGGAACCUUAUUGUAAAGCGUUACCAUUUUUUUAUAGCAUUUAUGAAUCUUGGUAAAUGUUAAUUUAUAAAUCUACAUUUGUUCAUUCUAGUUCAUUUUAGUUCAUAAUGCAUUAAUGUGUACAUAUAUUAACAUAAUUUUUAAUGUUAGAAAUGUACUUGUAUAUAUUGAAAUUAACAUUAACAUUAACUAAAAUAAAUAUGUGCUGUAAGUGUUGUUCACUGUUUAUAAUAACUAAUGUAGUUAGCUAAUGUUAAAUGCAAUCUUGUUGUAAAGUAUUACAGAUAUUUUGUGGUGUUAUAAUGUUUGAAAACUAAAACUAUACUAAGACUAAAUAAAAACUAAAAAGAGAAAUUUUCAAAAAAUAAAAUAAAAAAUGCCAUUUACACGCCGUUAAAACUAAAUAAACUAAACAAAAAUUUAAACACAAAAUAAUGCUUUGCAGUGAAAUGAACAAUGUUUAUUCAUGCAUAUACACAAUGAGCCCUACACAGCGCAAUCUUUUAAAAUAGCCUAAUACAAUUUUUCAAGGAAGUCGUGGCCUCCUGCAAUACACACGUAUAGCAGCCGAUACUUUGGAAAGGCGCAUCAGAAUCAAUCUCGCUUUCAAUCACUUUUGCAGUCCUGCGUUUCUCAUCAGAGCGAAUUGUAGCCUAUAUUUAGUAUUUUCUAAUACCUUUCUUACAACAUUAUAAAUGAUAAUGCUCUUGAGAUACUGUAUGAUGAUCUCACAAAUAAUGCAGCUGGUGGAUAUUGUGAGAAGUGCAACACAUGUAUUUUAAUUCUAAGAAGCCCGUCUGUGGUAUGCUGGGUAAUUUCACAUGAUGGAUUGCCUGAAGGCGCAUAAAAAACCAAUCUGCAGCUAAACAGAUGUCCUCCAAACACACCCUUCGCCCAAGCCUAGGAGGAAGCCAUGCUCCUGGUCAAAUGAUCCUUAAACCCCCAUGAGACACUGUAGGUCCUGUGAAUAAGCAAGUGAAAUGGAGUUGACAACCCAGUGAGAAAGCCUUUGCUUGGCCAAAAUCUUUAAACGGCCUCCAAAGCAGACAAAGGGCUGAUCUGUCAGCCUGAAUUGAAUCGUACAGUCACUGUACAUUUGUGAAACGCCAUUUUGAAAAAGGUGUUGUUAAGCAAAAGGCUCUUUUUUUUUCAUGCUUUACACUGAAAUAAAACACACAACAACAAUCACAAUAUCAAUAGUGUUUCAAACAUGAAAGUGAUUAAGGUUACGUUGUUCAUCAGAGAACAAACAGCUCGCUGUUGCUGGGCCUCAUGUAUUCAGAUAGAAGACAAAGGCAGGCCUAAUACAGUCAUAAAAACCUAACUCAAGCCCCCACCUUCCAAGUCGUAAAUCUUACUGAUAAAAAUCGUGCCAAAAUCAAACAAAGGGAGUCCAAAACAGACUACAAAUCCAUGAAGCCUUGCUCACUAAAGGAUCGAACUCUCAACUCCUAUUGGAUGAGGCACACAACACAACGUCCCUCAAACAUGACAUCAUCAGGAGUUGAAAUACCUCUGAAAUGCUUCCAGAGUGGCUUCCAGCAACUUUGUUCACCGAAUAUAGACGUAGCUCUUUGCUGCUCUCAGGUGCAACCUUGUGGCACAAAGAAGUUACAUCCGACUUGAAACUGUAGCCAUACAAUCUCCAUCUCGCUGGACGAGUUGAUAUUUCUCUGUGUUCAACCGAACACUCUAACGGAUCCGAAGGAGACCGCCGAGCAAUUCGCAUCUUCAUCCGUUUGCCUACAGAAGUGAAGAGAUUAAAGAUUUCUCUUCCAUCUUCAAUCAAGUCGACAUUUCUGAGUUCUCCGCCAGCCCGCCGAGAAUCAACAGCCGUACCGCCCGCUGACAGAGCGAGGAAACGGCCUUCUGUCAUCAUAUGAGCCUCAAGGAACCGGGUCAGAGUUAAAGGACGGAGGAAAACACAUUCUACCUGUGUCCUCAUGCGAUUCAAGUAAGAGGUUUACGUCUGGGUAGAGAUAGAAUAUUAUAGUGUGUUAUUCUUGUGUUUCAAGGUUUUUGCUUGUACAGUUUACGGACCACCAUGUCCGCUCAUUAUUAAUACUCAGGGUAUUAAUUAUCACAAAUUUGUUUUGCUGUAUUGUGGUCCAACCAAAUUGGAUUGUUGUGCAAUUUCGCCAUCGCGGGUGAGACAGCAACUGAGUUCAUCCAUUAAUGAGUCAAAUAACGCGGGACUUUUACGAGCCCCGCUCGUAAAACCGCGUCUCUGAGUGAUAAACUGAGAGCUGCUUUCUCUCCCACUAUCGCAAAAUCGGCUUUAGGGCUGUCACUUCUCUCUCUCUCUCUCUCUCUCUCUCUCUCUCUCUUUCUUGUAAUAACCACACUGACACACACACACACUGUCACACACACACCUUAUGUGUUAUAGGAUUAUUUUAUUUCCAUAUCUAAUCAUAUCACUGUUUAGUUUGUAGUUGUAAGUCGGAAGUUUAUUGACUGCAAUGUAUUAAUUAUUAAUUGAUGUUACUGCAUAAAUAAACUUUGUUUAUAUUACAAAGAGAAGUGUUUUGGUUUGUUUUGCAUACGCCUGUGUCAUGCUGACGGGAUGUCAGUGCUCGGAUUCAAGCCUUCAUUCAUUGAUUUUUUUCCCAAAAAUCGUUAUUCUUCGGAUGUCGAUUUUCCUAAGAAAACAAUCUAAUAUUGAGACUGUUUUACUAUUUGGUUAUUAGUCCCUGAUUUCAGGGUGAUGCCCCGUCAAUGUUAAUCCUUAUUAAUAUUCUACUGAUUUUUGAUAAUUGAUAAUUAUCUUUUGAUGAUUAAAUUUGAAUGAUCAAUAAGCUAGUGUUAAUUUUAAUUAAUGUUUCAUCGAUGUUAACAAUUAACGAUUAUCUUUGAUAAUUGUUGAUUUAAAGGAUUUUAAAAAGCUAACAUUGAUUCUCAUCAAUGUUCUAUUGAUUUUAAUAAUUAAUAAUUAUCUUUUGAUAAUUAUUAAUUAUUGCUAAUAACCAAACUUGCUCCUAAACAUAGCACACUACAUUUUGGAGCCCCAUAUGAGGUUUUAAUGAGUUAGAUUCAAUUGAUUAAUUCAAAUAUUAAUUAAUAACUACAGAAAUAAUUAUUAAUUAUUUCUGAUAGUAACACUGAUCUAAACAACCAGUAAAGCCCUACACUGUUAAGGUUUGCAAUUUCACUGACAAAGUGAAGAUUCGGGUGUCCAGAGCACGAGAGAUGUUUUCGUGACCCUGAAGAGAAAUAUUCUGAUGAAAUGGCGCUGUGCUCCAGUUUAUAUUCCUGCGAUAACACGCACAUCAGGGGCAGAGUGUCAUGUGUUUUGCUUUUUAUGAUAACUUGAUCUCUCUCUAUCUCCCCUUACAU
Messenger RNA from Myxocyprinus asiaticus (Chinese sucker), 4817 nucleotides. Its product is annotated as TPA-induced transmembrane protein. The record is from RefSeq and is a predicted model, not a curated record. Bases 76 to 633 code for a protein of 185 amino acids. NCBI's taxonomy places the organism in Eukaryota, Metazoa, Chordata, Actinopteri, Cypriniformes, Catostomidae. The transcript has 6 exons.